CCCACGUGAAAACGGAGACCUCCAGCUCUGCACGCUGUGUGAGUGUGAGUGAGAGAGAGUGUGUGUGUUUGUGAGAGUGUGUGUGUGUGUGUAUGUUUGUGUGUGAGGUGAACAGCUUCACGGAGCCGAGGCAGCGGGACUGCAGCUCAGGAGGAAGAGGAGAAGAAGAAGAGGAAGCUGCUCCAAUCAGAAGAGAGGACUCAUCGUGUUUGUUCAUCCUUCAGGUUCUACUGAGAACUCGGAUCCUUGUUCCCUCAUGAGAACGAUCAGCUGUUCCUGUCCGCGCAGAACCCGCUGAGAGGAACAUGGAGAGGACCAGCAGCCCCCCUGCAGACCGGACCGUCCUCUGCCUGUUCGACGUGGAUGGGACUCUCACUGCGCCCAGAGAGAAAAUCGACCCCAAGCUGGACGACUUCUUCCAGACCCUGAGGAGGAAAGUGAAGAUCGGCAUCGUGGGAGGGUCGGACUACUCCAAGAUAGCAGAGCAGCUCGGGGAGGGGGAUGAUGUGAUCAACAAGUUUGACUACGUGUUUGCAGAGAACGGGACGGUGCAGUACAAAGACGGGACGCUCCUCUCCAAACAUGCCAUCCAGAACCAGAUCGGAGAGGAGCUGCUGCAGGACCUGAUCAACUUCUGCCUCAGCUACAUGGGACUCAUCAAGCUGCCCAAGAAGAGGGGGACAUUCAUCGAGUUCAGGAAUGGCAUGCUGAACAUUUCCCCGAUCGGGCGGAGCUGCACGCCGGAGGAACGGAUCGAGUUCUCUGAAAUUGACAAGAGAGAGAAGAUCAGGGAGAAGUUUGUGGCGGCCCUGAAGGAGGAGUUCGCUGGGAAAGGUCUACGCUUCACUAAAGGUGGUCUGAUCAGCUUCGACGUGUUUCCAGAGGGCUGGGAUAAGAGGCUGUGUCUGGAGCUGCUGGACCGCGAGGGCCUGGACGCCAUCUACUUCUUCGGCAACGAGACGUCAGACGGAGGAAACGAUUUUGAGAUUUUCAACGACCCCCGUACGAUCGGCUUCACCGUCUUCUCUCCAGCGGACACGGCUCGACUCUGUCAGGAGCUCUUCUUUGACGCCCCCCCCCCCCCCCCCCCCCCCCCAGAAGUCCUGAUGCCCUGACCUGACCCCACACCUGCCCCUGUAUCCCUUUACCCCCCCUCCCCCUGAAGUUCGGCCUUUUGGUCUCUGCUGGAAGGACAGAAACAAGCAGCAGGAGCCUCGGCGGUCUGUGAGCUACUGACAGGUACUACUCAGAGACCGUAUAAAUACUACUGACCUGAUGUUCAGCAGGACAAGUCCCCUGAACGUCAGACCUGCUGAUGCUCUUAAAGAGACAGUAACACAGGAAGUGUUAGAGACAUGUGAUGCCUGCAGGAGGAGAUUCUUGAACAUCAGCAGGGAUGAAAAGUUUGACUCCUUGUUAUAAGAUGAUGUUUGCACUAAUGAUGCUGUGACUUUGUACCACACACUGGUAACGGUUUUAAGGAUCGGGUCUGUUGUUGAUGAGUUUGGUGAAGACCUGGACUCAGACGACAGGAGGGAACGAAUCAUUCCAGACGUUUCAGCGAGGACUCUCAAAAGGAUUCAUCUGAACCAGAGGUCUAAGCUUAGACCAGCUGACACUCAGACUGUCCUCAGUGAACAGGACGCUUUAUGUGGAGUGUUGUAUUAUGAGCUGAGUCUUUCAUGCACGUGUGAAAGUGGGCGACUGAAUGAUUCAAAGGUUUGAUUCUGAUGUUUUCAGACUGGCAUGGUACUAUUGUUCAAACUUUUAAUGAUGUGAAAAUAAUGAUUUUAAGAUCCUGUAGAGCUAACAGUCUGAGGACUCACUGAUGUAAAUAUGAGGCUUUAGUGGAUCAGCUGAUCUGCAGGUUUAUGUAAACACUCCUCCUCAGAGGCUUAACGAUGACGUAGAGACAGAGUCCACUUUAACGAGUCCCUGAUGAUAAAAUGUGUUUUAACUUUAAUGAUUGUAAUAAAACUUUCUGUAUAUUUCUCUGA
Notolabrus celidotus (New Zealand spotty) is the source of this 1997-nucleotide messenger RNA. RefSeq names its product phosphomannomutase 1 (gene pmm1). Gene Ontology annotation, biological process: GDP-mannose biosynthetic process; protein N-linked glycosylation; mannose metabolic process. The record is from RefSeq and is a predicted model, not a curated record. NCBI's taxonomy places the organism in Eukaryota, Metazoa, Chordata, Actinopteri, Labriformes, Labridae. The transcript is spliced from 8 exons. Gene Ontology annotation, cellular component: cytosol. Gene Ontology annotation, molecular function: phosphomannomutase activity. Bases 306 to 1115 code for a protein of 269 amino acids.